This is a messenger RNA of Phragmites australis (common reed), 1060 nucleotides long. RefSeq names its product blue copper protein-like. The transcript has 2 exons. Gene Ontology annotation, molecular function: electron transfer activity. The coding region runs from base 128 to 820 and encodes 230 amino acids. The record is from RefSeq and is a predicted model, not a curated record. Gene Ontology annotation, cellular component: plasma membrane. NCBI's taxonomy places the organism in Eukaryota, Viridiplantae, Streptophyta, Magnoliopsida, Poales, Poaceae.
UCCGCGUUGAAAUAGGCGCUGUUAUAUAGGGCCAUAUUUCCCGUGUGUCUCUCUGCUUCAGUUAUCAUAGUGCAACGCAAACACCAUCCAACCUGACGCAGCUUUCCGAAACUCUUAGUUCUGCACAAUGGCUUCAUGGAUUUCUUGCUUGCCUUUGGCAGUGCUGCUGCUCGUGGCCGUCGCCUCCUCGGCGGCCGCCACCAGGUACACCGUCGGCGACGGGUCCGGUUGGACGACCGGCGUCGAUUACGCCACAUGGGCCGGGUCCAAAAGCUUUAAGCCCGGCGACAGUCUUGUGUUCAACUACGCGAAAGGACUGCACACUGUGGUGGAGGUGAGAGCGGCCGAGUACAUGGCGUGCACGGCGACCAGCCCGCUCGGCUCCGACAGCAGCGGCGCGACCACCGUGGUCCUCAAGACGGCCGGCAGUCACUACUUCAUCUGCAGCAUCCCCGGCCACUGCAGCGCCGGCAUGAAGCUCGCCGUGACCGUCGGCGACUCCUCCUCCCCAUCCUCGCCGUCGUCGCCCACCACGACCCCAAGGUCCCCGACCACGCCGUACACGACGCCGACCCCAAGGUCCCCAACGACUACCCCGACCACGCCGUUCACGACCCCGACCCCGACCACCACCACGCCGUACACGACGACGCCGACGUCCCCGGCGUGCACUGGAGGCACCACGGCAACCCCAGUAACCCCGGUAACACCGGGCAUGACACCAUUCAUGGCAUACCCCAGCGCGGCCAGCCUCGGAUCGGCGGCGUUGGGCAGCUUUGGCCUGGCUUGGUUUAUGAUCGUGCAGCUUGCACUGCUCUAGACACAAGGGUCUUAGCCAGGGUGGAGGCAGUGCAUUUAUAUAGCUAGGUCACGUCGUGUGUAAUAUGUUUGUUCUUUGUUGCGGAGGUACCUGAAGUUCACUUGGGUGAAGGAAAUUGGUCUGCUCUGACGCUGGCUGCCUGGCUGUUGCCUUGAGCCAGUCUUAUGGUAUUUGGCCUUUUGAAUGGCACCUCUCUCUCCGAACAAAACCCUUUUCUUUUUCUCGUGAUUAUAUAUGCCU